UUUCGUCGCCGUGGGGCGACGUUUUAAAACGCACCGGCCCGAGCGCCCCCGCCAGGCCAACACCUGUCCUCCCCUACCACCCAUCUCGCCGUCGCGGCCAACGACCGCCUUCCACCUCGCCCACCUCCGAUCUCUAUCCCUCUGUCCCUCUCUCUCUCUCUCUGCGCGCGCGCCAAUCGCUCCUUGUAGCGGCAGCGGCAGCGGAUCCGCUCUUGCUAAAAUUGGCACUGCCAGCCAUACUUAAUCCAGCCCGGCCGCGCCGUCCGACCGGCUGAUUAAAGCAGCUCGAGCUCGCUCGCCCGCCCGCCCGCUGCUCCCCAUCACGAGUACCGCGGCCGCUGUCUGGCUGGCUGGAGCUCGCACACCUGUGAGGCUCUGACUCGCGGCGCUUUUCGAUUCGCCUCGGCUGAUUGGCGGGAUCGGGCAUGGAUUUUCCGGGAGGGAGCGGGCGGCCGCACCAGCAUCAGCAGCACCACCACCAGCCGCUGCCGCUGACGCGCCAGGGGUCGUCGGUCUACUCGCUCACGUUCGACGAGUUCCAGAGCGCGCUCGGCGGGCCGGGCAAGGACUUCGGGUCCAUGAACAUGGACGAGCUCCUCCGCAACAUCUGGACGGCCGAGGAGUCGCAGGCCAUCGGCGCCGGCCCCAACGCCGCGGCCUCCUCCUCCGCCGCGGCGGGGCAGGACCACGGCGGCAUCCAGCGCCAGGGCUCGCUCACGCUGCCCCGGACGCUCAGCCAGAAGACCGUCGACGAGGUCUGGCGCGACAUGAUGUUCUUCGGAGGACCCUCCGCCGCCGCCGAGGCUCCCCCGCCGGCCCAGAGGCAGCAGACGCUCGGGGAGGUCACUCUCGAGGAGUUCCUCGUGCGCGCCGGCGUCGUGCGCGAGGACAUGCCGGGGCCGCCGCCGCCCGUCUCGCCGGCCCCCGUGGCCCAGGCGCCGCCUCCGCAGCCACAGAUGCUGUUCCCUCAGAGCAACAUGUUUGCUCCGAUGGUGAAUCCUCUGUCCUUGGCCAAUGGGUUGAUGACCGGAGCAUACGGCCAGGGAGGAGGAGGUGGUGGUGGUGGUGCGGCCGCUAUGGUUUCGCCGUCGCCGACGGGGAGGCCGGUCAUGUCCAACGGCUACGGCAAGAUGGAAGGCCUCAACUUGUCCUCGCUGUCGCCACCACCGAUGCCGUAUGUUUUUAGCGGCGGGCUGAGGGGGAGGAAGCCACCGGCCAUGGAGAAAGUGGUCGAGAGGAGGCAGCGGCGGAUGAUCAAGAACCGGGAGUCUGCGGCGAGGUCGCGCCAGAGGAAACAGAGUUAUAUGAUGGAAUUGGAGACUGAGGUGGCAAAACUUAAAGAGCGGAAUGAGGAGUUGCAGAGAAAACAGGCGGAGAUGCUAGAGAGGCAAAAGAAUGAGGUAUUCGAGAAGGUUACCCGGCAAGCUGGACCGACGUCGAAGAGGAUCUGCCUGCGGAGGACGCUGACGGGCCCUUGGUAAGCCGAAGGCCUGUAAACUAGAGCGCACUACUUUCGACGCCGCGCGGUUUAUAUACAUACAGUAGAUGAAUUUCAGAAUCGCCAGGAGUUGCGCUUGUAGAGCAGCCACUGAUCCGAUGCUUCAGAGCUCAGGCUCCUAGGCCGAUAGACUGCCGGCGAUCUUCACUUCAUAGGUUUUUAGCCGUCCGCGUGCCGUUCCGUGUGAGUAGAGAGCAUUUGUAUGUAAAAAUCUACUUAACCAUGUGUUGGUGUGAUGCUGCAUUAGAACUACAUUUCUAUUUUUUUACUGUUUCGAGGACUCAUUACACAACCAUGUUAGAAAUGAGUUUGUACUCUUCAUAAACCGAUGCCUGGUCGGCUUGUAAAGCAGAACUAUUUGCGCAUCUGUAGAUGAUUUUCUUCCAUUGUGCGCAUCUUCAGAGUGAACUGAACUGAGCUACUUUGCAGAGUAAAGGAGAUGCGCAUCAGACAUAGCAAAGCUUCUUGUAUCUGGUAAGCACAAACCCAACUAGUCUGUACGUACCAAUCUUGGAUUCGAGUACUCGGUAUCAGCGGCUGCUGUAGGCUGUGUGUUUCUGGCCCCGUUGCCACAGCAUCAUGUCAAUGGAGCCAUGUAUGUAAGCUCUGUACUGUAUGCAUAAACCAUGGCACUUGGUCAUGUGGAACCAGAACCAAAACGUCUCUAUAUUACGAAACCUUCCGGAUCAA
This is a messenger RNA of Triticum aestivum (bread wheat), 2188 nucleotides long. Its product is annotated as bZIP transcription factor 23. Bases 426 to 1481 code for a protein of 351 amino acids. The record is from RefSeq and is a predicted model, not a curated record. The transcript has 4 exons. Gene Ontology annotation, molecular function: DNA-binding transcription factor activity. Lineage: Eukaryota; Viridiplantae; Streptophyta; Magnoliopsida; Poales; Poaceae. Gene Ontology annotation, cellular component: nucleus. Gene Ontology annotation, biological process: positive regulation of DNA-templated transcription.